AACUCUUUCUUCUGCGAGCGGUAUGUGAGUGAGGCAGUAGCUAAUGGCGAUCUCCGGGAAUCUCAAGGUGUUCGUCGGGGCCUGCACUCCGCAUCCCAAUUACCGCCCUCUCAACUCCAUUCUUCCUUCCUCUAAGGUACACUUUGGUCAUUUCCUUAAUGGAGCUAGUGAUCUCAAAAUUGCACAUAAAUGGCUGCAUAUGGAAUCAUUAGCUACUAAUACAGCAAACCACAGCCAAGUUUGCCUUGGGAUUGGAAGAAAUAAUUUGUCGCCAACGAUAAACCAAGAUGCUGACGGUAACCUUUUAAAUGUUGUCAAUAUGAGCUUCUUUGAUCGUCUUGGUUUGGCAUGGAAAUUAUUAUUUCCCACAACGAAAGCAAGAAGGAAUACAAAUGCAAGAAUCGCAAAGCAGAGGCUUAAAAUGAUAUUAUUCUCUGAUAGAUGUUCAAUCAGUGAUGAAGCGAAGCAAAAGAUUGUGGGCAAUAUAAUCGAAGCCUUAUCCAAAUUUGUGGAGAUUGACUCACAGGACAAAGUUCAACUUAAUAUGUCCACUGACACAGACCUUGGUACUGUUUAUUCGGUAACCGUUCCCGUCCAGCGUGUGCUGCCGGAGCACCAAGAUUCUGAAGAAGAUUACAGAGGGAAAAUAUCAAGCACCGAGUAUAAAGACACUGGAGAAACAUCUGCCACCGUUGAUGUCACGUUUGAUUUCUUCCUACCAGAUGAGAACUAAAGAGAAAAUUAUGCAUUCAAAUAUAUAAGAAGUUCAUUCACGUUUCAAGGAAGAAGCAACAUGUCCCCGUUGCCUGUUGCUGUUGUCGCUUAUGUAACCAUUGUGCCCCUUUGAAUGCAGAAGCUUUGUAAAUAUCAGGAACUCUUUAUGUUGACUGCGUGUGCAUGUAGUAGUGUAAAGAGUUGAUGGAUUCAUUUCAUGGCUUUGCAUAUGAACGUCUCUUAUGCUUACAUGUGAAUGUACUAAAGGAUUUUACUUUCUGCC
Musa acuminata subsp. malaccensis (wild Malaysian banana) is the source of this 997-nucleotide messenger RNA. Its product is annotated as cell division topological specificity factor homolog, chloroplastic. The record is from RefSeq and is a predicted model, not a curated record. Lineage: Eukaryota; Viridiplantae; Streptophyta; Magnoliopsida; Zingiberales; Musaceae. Gene Ontology annotation, biological process: chloroplast fission; cell division; regulation of division septum assembly.